AUGAAUAACCUGGCUAUGCUUCGACAGAUAAAUCAAUGUUUGCUGAUGCACGUAAACACCCUCUUGACUUUUCCAGUGUAUGAUCCUCAGAAUAUAAAAGAAGAUAUCGAUCUGUUUUCCGCAAAAGUCAAAUCCAUAGUUGCUAGCGAGAAUCUUUCAUCUGAGGAUCGGGAGUUAAUCAGCAGUAUUAAUGACUACUCGAAAUUGAUAUACUGCAUUUUGUCGGAACGUAUCGCACUUCAAGAAGGACCUUCUCACAUUUAUGAGGAAGUUGACGAGAGUCAUCAACAGGUGACUGGCACCGGAGUCGAAACGACAGAGGAGUCUGAGGCCGAUAAGAAAAGCAAUCGUCGGUUGAUAAAGAAGCAAUUGGACAUUUUGGAAAAAUGGUAUCUUGAGAAUUUGCGACAUCCUUAUCUCACUAGAGAAUCGAUACAAGAGUUGAUGACAGCAACAUCUCUUUCCAAAUGUCAAGUGCAGAACUGGUAUGUAUUUUUUUGA
Molecule: messenger RNA, 501 nt
Organism: Hemisphaericaspora subhashii
Lineage: Eukaryota; Fungi; Ascomycota; Pichiomycetes; Serinales; Debaryomycetaceae
Product: homeobox domain-containing protein
Exons: 1
Coding region: 1-501 (166 amino acids)
Biological process (GO): regulation of DNA-templated transcription
Molecular function (GO): DNA binding
Source: RefSeq, a predicted model, not a curated record